AUGGCCGCCUACAUGAUGCUUCAAAGUCUGGCUGAUAUGCCCGAUCCCAGCGUCCUCGAUGAUCCCGACUUUGCCCUUCUCGACUCCGUGGUGAAGGAGACGCUGCGCUUGUCCAUUCUUCCUAGCACCGUGCGACAGGUACUGCACGACACCACGAUCAUCGGAGGAAACGGGCAGGAGUACCGCAUCUACAAAGGGGAAGGCGUGUUAGUGGACGUUCGCGGCAUGCAUCUCGAUUCGGACUAUUUCCCUGAUCCUGAAAGUUUCAAAGCGGAUCGCUUCACGAACAUCAAAGGGUACGGGGAACACAAUGGUAUGAAAACUCUGGUUCCUUGGGGAGGGGGCAUGUAUAUGUGCAAAGGACGAACUUUUGCUCAACACAUGAUCAAGAUGUUUCUGAUCAUGUGUUUCCAUCUGUAUGACAUCGACAUGCAUCCGAAGUCUUCCCCUCCUGCGGCGUCAUCGGCGAAAUCUAUCUCAGUUGUUCGUCCUGAUAGCGCGCUUAAGAUUCGCCUUCGAAAACGACAGCUGUGA
Molecule: messenger RNA, 534 nt
Organism: Heterobasidion irregulare TC 32-1
Lineage: Eukaryota; Fungi; Basidiomycota; Agaricomycetes; Russulales; Bondarzewiaceae
Gene: cpm115
Product: cytochrome P450 monooxygenase 115
Exons: 3
Coding region: 1-534 (177 amino acids)
Molecular function (GO): heme binding; iron ion binding; oxidoreductase activity, acting on paired donors, with incorporation or reduction of molecular oxygen
Source: RefSeq, a predicted model, not a curated record